AUGGGCGAUGAAAGGGCUCUACCGGUGGUCGAUACUGAUCGAACUCACGGCAGUAACGUCUUGGACAUUUACCCUCUUGGCUGUUACUACUUCGGCUCCACCCGAGCCCUCCCUUUCAAGGACGAGACCUUGUCCGAUCGCCUCCACCGUUUGAAAUCCAACUAUGCUGCUCACGGGAUGAGGACUUGUGUGAAGGCAGUUAUUCUGGUUGAAUUGUUUAAACACCCCCAUCUAUUACUCUUGCAAGUACGCAAUUCAUUGUUUGAGCUCCCUGGAGGUCGCUUACGACCAAGUGAAUCAGAAGUUGAUUGUCUAAAACGCAAGCUUUCAAGUAAGCUAUCUGUUGAUGAAGAAGGAAGCGUCCUUGAAUGGGAGGUGGGAGAAUGCAUUGGAAUGUGGUGGAGGCCUGACUUUGAAACCUUGAUGUACCCAUAUUUACCACCAAACGUGAAAAGGCCUAAGGAAUGUACAAAGCUCUUUCUUGUCAAGCUACCAGAAAGUCGAAAAUUCAUUGUACCAAGAAACUAUAAAUUGCUUGCCGUUCCAUUGAGCCAAAUUCAUGAAAACAACAAGUUGCAGGAAUCGCUUGACUUGAAGCUGCUCUCCCGUGAGAAUUGCGAUGGGAGUGCAUUCCUGUUGAGACUGGAUCGCAUUACUAAGGGAAAUGGGGGCUUACAGUUCUCCAAUAUCUCUCACCUCAACAUAAAUCCCCCUGCGAAAGGUAGACGAAAGAUGGUUGAAAGUCGCCUCAGAGUCGCCCUACGAGGUUGAGAGUCAUCGAAGAGGGUUGAAAGUUGUCGGAGAUGAAUGAUCUGGUUCACAGUAUCUUAACCGAGAUGGAAAAGGCAUUGUUAAAGGUCUGGUUCACAGUAUUUUGCCCGGUAAGUGGGUUGUCGGUAAUAGUUGUUCGAGAAGAGGAAACAACAAUAUCCUCUAUUAAGUAUGGAGUAUUUCAUUUUUUCGUGCAUUCUUCCCUUUUUGUUCUUGUACAUGGGUGACACGCCCUUGGUGUCCAAUCCAUGAUACCUUCUUAUGUUACAAAACAGUAAUUAUUUAGUAAGUGUAGCCAUACAAUAUUGUAGUAA
Messenger RNA from Rhododendron vialii, 1085 nucleotides. Its product is annotated as pre-mRNA cleavage factor Im 25 kDa subunit 1. Gene Ontology annotation, molecular function: mRNA binding. The record is from RefSeq and is a predicted model, not a curated record. Bases 1 to 771 code for a protein of 256 amino acids. Lineage: Eukaryota; Viridiplantae; Streptophyta; Magnoliopsida; Ericales; Ericaceae. Gene Ontology annotation, cellular component: mRNA cleavage factor complex. The transcript is spliced from 7 exons.